GGCGCCCGGCACUGUCCGUUCCUGCGGUCCGUUACCCUCCGGAUACCAAAACCAAAGGGGACAGGCGCCUCCCUCCAGGCCCCAAGAUAUGCUCCAGAUAUGAGUCAGCAGGAUCCCUCAGCCCGCCCCUCGAGGCCGCAAUCACGGCCCUCCGCCCACACCUUCACUAUCCGCCAUUUAACCCCCGAAGAUGGGGCGAGGCGGGCAUCCAGCUGGCGCUGAUUUUCAUUGCCCACAGCUCCUUGGAUCUGUGGGCUUCCAAGGCAGAGAGCAUUCGCCCCGAGAACGCUGCAAUCUGCGGGUAACAGCCAGUGCUGGAGCUGCAAAAACUGGGACCAGCCCUCCACUGGCCUCUGACUUGACCCUCCCCAGUGGCCUUGUAUUAGCUGCUUCUGCUGCUGCGUCAGAUAUUCUCAGCUGCAACUCCCUGCAAGGUGGGGCACCCAUCUCAGGCAGCAGGUUUUGGUGCACCCCACGAUCCUUCUCCCCAGGACUGUCGCUGCCCGUGGCCUCAGGAUGAAAGGGGAGACCCCUGUGAACAGCACUAUGAGUAUUGGGCAAGCCCGCAAGAUGGUGGAACAGCUUAAGAUUGAAGCCAGCUUGUGCCGGAUAAAGGUGUCCAAGGCAGCAGCAGACCUGAUGACUUACUGUGAUGCCCACGCCUGUGAGGAUCCCCUCAUCACCCCUGUGCCCACUUCAGAGAACCCUUUCCGGGAGAAGAAAUUCUUCUGUGCCCUCCUCUGAGCUGCCCUGUCCCUCCUCACAACUCUUCACCUUUCCCUCUCCCGGGCCCUUCCUCAUUUUUGUCAGGAACUGUGGUGAGCCCCCUAGGGUCCCUGCAUCCCAUCCCUAGCCCUUUCCCAACCCUGUGAGGUUAUCUGAAGCACAAGGCCCUCCCUCGCCUAUCUGCCGACCCCAUUUCCUCACCCACUGAGGCGGACCCAAAGCACCCCGUGACUCGGGGCACCCUUAGCUCCACCCACAGAAGGGCUGUCAGACUCUGCCAGCGUCCUGCCCGCUUCCCUCUGUGACCCGCUCAGACAAUGGAGAGAGGGAUGGGCUGGGUGCUUGCUCUCAGUCUCACCUGGAACUAUUGGAAGUGUAAAGCCAUUUGAAGAAUAAAGUCAUCCAGAGUCUCAGAGGACA
Molecule: messenger RNA, 1146 nt
Organism: Balaenoptera ricei (Rice's whale)
Lineage: Eukaryota; Metazoa; Chordata; Mammalia; Artiodactyla; Balaenopteridae
Gene: GNG3
Product: G protein subunit gamma 3
Exons: 4
Coding region: 517-744 (75 amino acids)
Biological process (GO): G protein-coupled receptor signaling pathway
Cellular component (GO): heterotrimeric G-protein complex
Molecular function (GO): G-protein beta-subunit binding
Source: RefSeq, a predicted model, not a curated record